AUGGCAUGCCUCACGGCUGCGACUGGCCGGCGCCUCGGCGCGUCAGCUCGGCUCGGCGUAGCGAUCGUGGCCAGCGCAACUCGCCUGGACUCAACGCUCAGCCAGGAGCUCCCGCACGCGCUGGCGCGAGUCAUGGCGCAUGCAACGCGCAGCAAUGCUCGCCUCGCCUCGCGCAAAUGCGACCGUAAAACCACGCUCUACUCUGUUGAUGACAAGACUUGUCUACUCGCUGGAGCCGAGCAGGAGGGCCCGGCGCACAACCAGGCAAAGAAAGGCAUCGUGCGGUCGAUGCGCGGAGCCGUCGCGGCCCGCGGCCCCUCCGGCGUCGCUGUCGGCGGGCGCAACAAACGUCUCGCCAGAGACUGGGCAGUCCUCGCGCCGAUCGCGAGGGUCUGA
Messenger RNA from Emiliania huxleyi CCMP1516, 396 nucleotides. RefSeq lists its product as hypothetical. The record is from RefSeq and is a predicted model, not a curated record. Lineage: Eukaryota; Haptophyta; Isochrysidales; Noelaerhabdaceae. The transcript is spliced from 5 exons. Bases 1 to 396 code for a protein of 131 amino acids.